Molecule: messenger RNA, 6656 nt
Organism: Monodelphis domestica (gray short-tailed opossum)
Lineage: Eukaryota; Metazoa; Chordata; Mammalia; Didelphimorphia; Didelphidae
Gene: OTUD3
Product: OTU deubiquitinase 3
Biological process (GO): protein K6-linked deubiquitination; protein K11-linked deubiquitination; protein stabilization
Molecular function (GO): cysteine-type deubiquitinase activity
Source: RefSeq, a predicted model, not a curated record
GCGGAGGCUCGAGGGACGCGGCGCAAGCGCAGAAGCCGCUCCGCCGUUGCCUCGGCGCCGCUGCCGCUGCAGCCGCCGCCUGCUUCGCCUCAUCAGCUGCGCUCAGGGCGCGUCGUCUCCCCCUCCCGUCUGGGUCGGGGGCCGGGCCAUGUCCCGAAAGCAGGCGGUGAAGAGCCGGCCGGGCAGCGCCCGGAAGGCCGAGGCGGAGCGGAAGCGGGAUGAGCGCGCGGCUCGGAGAGCCCUGGCCAAGGAGCGGCGGAACCGGACAGAGCUCAGUGCCGGCGGCGAGGAGGAGUUCGUCAGCUUCGCCAACCAGCUGCAGGCCCUGGGGCUCAAGCUGCGCGAGGUGCCGGGCGACGGCAAUUGUCUAUUUCGAGCUCUUGGUGAUCAAUUAGAGGGACAUUCACGAAAUCAUCUUAAGCACAGACAGGAGACUGUUGACUAUAUGAUCAAACAGCGGGAUGAUUUUGAGCCCUUCGUGGAGGAUGAUAUUCCCUUUGAGAAACAUGUUUCCAGUUUGGCAAAACCUGGUACUUUCGCUGGAAAUGAUGCAAUUGUAGCCUUUGCAAGAAAUCAUCAAAUGAAUGUUGUUAUUCAUCAGCUUAAUGCCCCUUUGUGGCAGAUUCGUGGCACAGACAAAGCUAACGUUAGGGAGCUACACAUUGCAUAUAGGUAUGGUGAGCACUACGACAGUGUUCGGAGAAUCAAUGAUAACUCAGAGGCUCCUGCGCAUCUUCAGACAGAGAUGCUUAAUAAAGAUGAAUCAAAUAAGAGAGAGAAGAUUAAGCCAAAGGAGGAGGACUUUGAAGAAGACUUGAAAGAUGAAGUAGAUGAUGCUGUACAGAAAGUUUGUAAUGCAACUGGAUGUUCAGAUGUUAAUUUAAUAGUCCAGAACCUGGAAGCUGAGAAUUACAAUAUUGAAUCUGCAAUACUUGCAAUGAACCAGGGAAAAAGAAAUUCGCAAUACCUUUCUUUGGAUGAGGCAGAGGAGAAACUAGAGAUCCAUGGCAGAACUCAGAAACAGCGUGGCUCCUUAUGGGAGGAAGGCGGCAGUGGAAACAGAAUCUUUGGAAGUCAGGGCUUAAGUGAAAAUGGAAAUGAAAACAAUAAAACACAAACUAGUCCUGUUGGAGAAAACAAAACAAGUAAAAGCCAGCCUUCCAAGGUAACAAAUAAACAAAAGAGAGAGCAGCAGCGCCUAGAAAAGAAGAAGCGCCAGGAGGAACGACAUCGUCAGAAAGCGCUGGAGAAUAGGAGCAACAACACUGAUAACAAUCGAAGCGAGGCAGACGUUAGUGCACAGGUCACCUUGGUGAAGACCUUUGCUGCCCUCAACAUCUGAUUCGUCUUGGUGUCUUUUAAAACAAGAUGAUGGAAAUGGAUUGCUGAAUAGGAAAUAGACUAAGCUUUCUGAUAAGGCCAUCAUUUAAAAAAAAAAGAAAGGAAAAAGCUAACAAAACAUAUACCAAAACAUUAGUUUGUUGCUAGCUCUUUUUAAUUUAGCAUUUCAUCAGUGAUGUGUUCUUUUUUAUUGUUGUUUUGACCACACAUACAGUAAAAAUCACCUUCUGUAAAACUCAAGAACUUAGGAAUGGUUAAUUAGGUCAAGUGGAACAUUUUUAAGUGUGGCUCUGCUCUCCCUGACAAUGAGUUCAAUGGUUUUGGACUCUUUCCUUAAUAUUUGGGUGAGUUUUGCUUUAUUAUUCACAAAUUAAUUCAAGUUAGUAGUUUCGAAUUCAGAAUGACAAGCCUUUCCCUUGUUUUUUACAGACAUUAAUAUACAGGGUAGUUUGCAAAUGAUCUCCAACUCAGGAACAAGCUUAGAUUUCUUUUUUUUUUUUCUUCUCUUCCUAAUUGCAUAGACAAAAAUUUAGGAACUAUUUUUCCAAAGCUGAAUAAUACAAGGUUAGAUGGGGCCUAGUCAGGGUGAAAAUAGAAUAAUGUAGAUUUCUCCCCAUCCUGGAUUUUAAUAUUGAGUUUCAACCUGGACCAGGUGCUCUUCAUGUCUAGUUGUACUCAAGCCAUGUGCUAGCUAAUACUUUUGACUGUUGAUGAGAAAAAAAAAAGAAAAAGCAGAAUUGUUAAUUUCUUGAUACCCAUUUCUUUGAAAUGGAAAGGUUGUCUUAUUGUUUACAAACCAUUUUUGGAAGUUUGGACAUGACUGGAGCAGGGUUUUCUUUUCUUUCAUAGUAAUGAAGGAUAUGUCAAGGAAUUCCUGACUUGAUAUCUGAGAAGAAACUUCCUUCAAAGGGGUUCUUUAUAUGUAGGACUGUUUUUAAAGAAGGAGAACCAUAGAUGUUCGGAAAAAUGAUUUUUGUUUUUGUUUUCCUGAAUUGAUAUUUUAAACACCUCAGAUUUCUUCUAUUUUAGAUUUGGAAAGCUGCUAUCAAAGAUGUUGAGGGAACUUGAUUGUGCUGGUCCAUGAAUUAAAGUUUCUUUAGGAAAAUUUAUUUAUUAUUAAUAUUAAUGGCUAGUCAUUAAUAUUAAUCUUUACUUACUAAGGAAAUAAAAUUCCUUGUAAUAAUGAAAUUAUUUCUCAUUGUUGGGGUUUUGAUAGUAGAAAAAGCUCACUACACUUGUCAUUGUAGAUCACUGGGUUGGAACAAAUAUCUCAGCUAAGGUCCUUAAACUAUAAGUCUAAUUCUGAAAUUGUGUGCCCAGAUUUGAGCAAUUUAAGCAUGUUUUCUCAGAAUUCUUAGUUGUGUGAAGGAACCUGUUCCUAUCUGGGAGUGUCUGUGUGUGGUGUUUAAUCUUAAAAUGUUGACUGAUUUGUGUGAAAACAGUACUUGGUGAGUCAAAGUUAGAUUGUAAGCUGAUUUUCUAUUUAAAAAAAAGUUGUAAAGAUUCCCAGAAGGGGAGACCUAUAAAAGCAAUAUUUGAAUUGUUUAGAUAGUGCAGUCUGGGCUGGUCCUGGAUUCAUGGAAUUCUCUUUUUAGUAGCAGCAUCUUUGCUUGUGUUGGUUUGAAUGAUGUGUUUUGAUUAUUAUUUUUGUCUCCAUUUUGAUGAAUAUUUGAUUGGAACAUGAACAUUUCCCUGGGAUUGUUCCCAGGACAUUGUGGUUUGGGAUUUUUCCAGAGUACAGAUUAUAUAAUAUUUAUCAGGUUUCUUAAAUAGCUAGGUGGAGAUAGACCAUGCAUACUGGUCAAUAGAGUUUUUUUUCUUCUGCAUAUUGUAGAAUCCCUAGUUAAGAUAGUCUCCAUUAUUUAAGCAAAAGACUCAUUUUGUCUUUUGAGAGCUACCUUUGAGUGUUUUUUAAAAAAAAUACUUUUAUAAAUAUAAUUUAAGAUUGGUUACUCUGUUGGUAUUCAUAUCUGGGCACAUUCCUAAUUGGGACCAUGCUUUUUCUGAAUGAGCUAUCUUUCUGUUCUGUUGGGUUUGUGCUCCUAUAUAACAACUGACAGAGGAGAGUGGGCCCCAUCAGAAGAGAGAUGUGAUUAUGAAGUUCAGCAGAAUUAUUUAUCAGAGGUAACUGAAGGGACCAUAGUAAGAAAUGUUGGAGGAUACUACCUCUUUGCUUCAUUGGUCACUGAUAGUGGUCAAGAGGGGCAUAUCUAUCUUUAGGAAUUUGGGAGGCACUAUAAAGAUAUUUUAAAGGAUAUUUUGUUAUAUUUCAUUCCCAGGAUUGGGUAGUUAUAGUCCAUAAAAUUUCUGAGAUUAAAUGACAGUGGUUGUAUUUGUCAACCAGCUGCUUCAGUGAUAUGUUUUAUUGUCUUCUCUCACUGUGGUUGUAAAUUGUGUUUAAGUGCUAAUUUUUAGGAAUUGGGGAUAUGGGUUUUCAUCUUGGUAGAUAUCUUUUAGCCUAAGAUCUAUUGCCUCAGUUUCUUAUAAAGCAAGAUAAAUGGAAUCAAUGUAUGCACCUUGAUAGGACCUUGAUAUUAUAGAAUGUAACCACAAUUUUGAAAGUUCUGUAUUUUUAAUAUCUGAUAAGACCAUUUUUGGUGACUGCUAGCCUAGCCAGAGUCACCCUUUUGAAUCAUGAUUAAGGUGUGAAUCUUUUAACUUCCAUAUCAUCCCUUGAGAGAUAUUGAGUGCUUUAGCUUGGUUUUCCUUGAAUGCUCUUACUAUAGUCAAAAGAAGGGAACAAUCAACAGCUUUGUGGUAGUUUAAUUAGUAGCACUACAUUUAUUAUAAAAGUUUCAAGAGAAUUUUUCCUAUUGGGAUAGGAGGGGAAAAAACCUUACUGUGACAGUUGAACCAGAGAAAAAUGUAUGGGCCAGACCAAUUAUAUUUAGUACUGCUAGAAGCCACCAGAAUGAAUUGUGGAGUUAGAUUUUCACUGUAUAUGCUUGUAUAAUACUCUUGACAAAAUGAACCUAUGCUUUCAGGUAUGAUCUUUGGGUGAGGAAGUUGUGACAAAAAGAAACUUCAUAACUGCUAGCUGAGGACCAUCUAGAGUUUCUUCCAUAAGCACAGAAAACAUUUCCAUAGCUCUCUUGGCAUCAAGGGUUUGCACUGUCACCUCUCCUAUGGAGCAACUAGACCUGGGCUCAGGAAAAGCUGGAAUGUAGGUAAUUUCUAAUGCUCUGCAAAUGCUAAUUUAGGGAAGCCUUUGGCUAGUGAAACCUAUGAAUGUGCAAUGAAAUGGGGAAACCUUUCCUUGAACUUUUUGUGGAUGAGUUAAAUGGGCUGUGUCACUGUUUUGGACAUUCAAGAAGCCCCCAUUGUAAAUAUUCCCUAACAUUCCCUUUCAACUAAUACGGUAGGUCUUGAUUCCUUUGCUGCAGUUUCUCUAGUUUAGGGAAACCUUUUACUGGGUCAACAAUAGUGACCUCAGUUCACCAUUCCUGAAGUGCUAAAUUCUAAAGAAACUUGAUCAUUUUCAAAGCAGGAAGUAAAGGAAUAGAAAAGUGAAUUUUGGGGUGGAAGUAACCUCAGAAAGACAUGCUUGCCAACUAGGUCCUUACAGAGAUUAAUAGUCCAGUUCAUUGCAGAUAUAAUCUUAGUUCUUCAUUUUGGAGUAGUACAGGUAUGCACAUUUUGGCCUCAAGACGCUAUUCAUUUCAGAGCUUUUUAAGUAUUGAAACUAUACAAUUUGCCUGUGCAUCAUUGACCUUAGUUAUUUCUUAAUGUCAUUUAUCUCAGACUUCACAAUAGGUAUUAUUCAAAACCAGAGGGCUUCAUAUAGCUAUUCUUAUGUGGAAGGCAUCAUUAAUAUUAAUAGACAUCACUUUUUACAGAUAUGUCCUCCUGCCAAGUUGAAAAUAAAAUUGUUUUUAUUGACUUACAAAAUUUAAGCUUUGUUCCCAAGUUGUGAUGAUAACUUAUAUUUGCAUAAUGCUUUUACCAAGAAAUUUUCCAACAACAGCUCUAUGAAGUUGGUAGUGCAGGUGUUAUUCCCAUUUUACAAAUGAGGAAUUUGAGGUUUAGAAAAGGGAAGUGGCUUGCUCAUGGUCACAUAGCUAAUCAUUGUCAGAGAUGGGUUUUGAACCCAGGACUAUUGACUCCCAAACCAGCACUCUUUCUAUAACACCAUGCUGCCUAACAUUGAAAAUGAUCAGAUUCCCUUUAAAAUCAUAUGUAUAAAUGAAAGAUAGUGAUUUUCUGAAAGAUAAUAAUAUUGAAAAUAAGUCACAAAGUGCAAAUACUGUUCUCUGUCUCAAAAUGUAUGUCUUGAGGAUAGAGCCAUAUGAGAGAUGUAUGCCUUGUCUGUUCCCUAGAUGUUUUGGUUUAGAUGUUUAGCAGAGUGGAUACCAGUUUUUGAAACUUAUUCAAACUAAAUAAUCAAUUUCUUUGAAGCAAGAUAUACCAGUGAUAAAGAACCUCUUUCCCUCCUAGUUCCUUUCCUUUUACUACACCCAAAUCCCCCAUUACUUGUCUCAUCAUGGCUGGUAGGAGUGGAAGGUAAUUUGCCACUUGAUGAUGAUUCUGUGGUCCAUAUAAAGUGGACUGGCAGGUCUUAUGCCAGUUCAUAUUAGGGAAUAACCUAAAGACUAUUUGUAUGAUUUCUUUACAAUGAUUUGACCUUGGACAUGAAGACCGAACUACUGUUUGUUCCUCUGGAUGCUUCCUUCUGACAUGGAUGUGUUUCAGUAUGAACCUUAUAUUCUGCCCUUGAUUCCCCUUUUUCUGUGGAUUAAAGGGCAUCUCAUUUCCCUGGCUAUUAAUCUGGAUACUUCAGCAACCAUACAUUCACAUAAAAGAAGGGAGAGAGGUGAAUUGUUACCUCAAGCCUGCCUGCCCUUGGGUCUGCAGUCAUGGCUCUGGUGUGUCAGCAUGUCCUUAACAAAGGGUGUGCAUGUAUAUGUGUUGAUGUACGAGGGGCCUUCUCUUUUUUCAGAUUGCACUAUACUUGUUCUAGCUUCAGUUUGGAGAUAUUUAAGACCUCCAUGGGGUCAUGAUCCAUAGACUUAGCAAGUCUUGCCUUAUCUAUGGAAAUUGAUGAUGAGAAAAGUGUCCUAGAGUCUAAUGUCUGUAGUUUACACCCCAAAGUGGUUUUUUUUUCUGUUGAUCUAAGCCUUUUUUAUUUUUUAUUUACCAAAGUACUGUACUUGGCUAUUUGCAGUGUUUUCAAACCAAAUGUUUCUGUUUUGUGUUCUUAAUUUUAAAUUCUCGGUGCAAUAGAAGCUGCAAAGAUGUGCCACUUUAUCUAUGAAAAAUGGAGUUUUGUAUUCUGAUGAAAUCUAGAUUAAAAACCAACUUUAAAGUUGUUUUACCAA